AUGUUUAACAACAACGAAUCUCAGUUUGAUCCGUCUUUCAAGCACUCGAGUCGAUAUUCGCAAACAGCGGCUCGAUACGGGAAAGCAGAAAAUGGGCCGCGACCGGGGAGUGAUGUUGAAAACGGAAACUGGGCGGCGCAACAACAGUCGAUGAACUUGAUGCAAAACGCUCCGCCGGCGAUUAACACCGGCAGAGGAAAUGGAAACGCUCACGCUGGUGCUUCGAGUGGCUCGUACAAUCAACAAUAUCACCAACAACACCAUCAAGAUCACCACAGGACGAAUUACGGGACGAACCACGGCGGACGCAGUCCAAACGGCGGACAAAUGGACGAAAGUUUAAUCGACCGAGAUUACUUGCGAGAACACCGCGAAGGUCAAGAAAGGUUUCGCAGGAACACGUGCAUUGGAAUUCUUGGGGCUUCCGUAGUCUCUGUUAUUGGGUGUUACUCCUACUAUGGCGUCUCGCAAGGGAAAAGCGCCGGCGCGAGCUUUACGUCUCUUUUGCCAUGGUCGUCUUCCGACGCGGCAGACGAUGAUUACUCCGCCGCGACGUCGUCGUCGUCGAAGCACCACCACCACUCUUCUUCUAAGAACGAUUCUGGCGAUGAUUACGACAAAGCGCCCCUCGAAGACGACGACGAGGACGACUCCGGUAAGACUUCUUCCAGAAAGAAACACAAGGAACUCUUCUCGAAAACAUCCAAACUCGUCGAUAACGACGAAGCAGAUGGCGAAAGCGAAAGCGAUUACGACGGAUCGUCCUCCUCGAAGAAGUCGAAAAAGAAGAGCUCCAAAAAACACGGGGGCGAUGAUUCGGAGGAAGAGGAAGAAUCCGGCGAGGAGGCACCAAGCGAAGACGAACAAGCGCUCAUUGAUUCUGUCACGCAGGAUUUGAAAGAGUCCGUGAAGAACGCGCAAAAAGCCAAGAAAGCGGCAAAAAAGAUUGGCAAAGCUGAGAAGGAAGAGGUCAUCGAUCCGCGAACAGAGAUUGACGCCACGAGAGCAGAGCUUCUCAAAAACGCCGGUAUCGAAGAGGAAGAGGACGAGGCUACCGGUGAAAAGAACGAGAAAUUGUUGGACGGUGAAGUCGAUCCUUUAGUUGCCGGUUUGUUGACUAAAGACAUGCAAAAAGCGGAGGAGCGCAUCAAAUUAGUCAAAGGCACGCAUUCUCACAACAAAAAAGAAGCGAGAGAAGCGGAAAAGGCUUUGUACGAGUAUGACGCUAAAAUUGAAAUGGAGAAGGAAGAAAAGAUUCGCAAGAAGCAACAAGCUGCGAUUGAUGCUGAGAAGGCGAAAUACGAAGAAGCUGCCAGACGCGAAGUCGGAGAACAAGAAAAGAAAAACAAAAUACACGCGGAAGAAGAGAGAAUGAAGAUGGAAAUUGCCAAGGCGAAAGCGGACGCUGCGACGAAAAUUGCCAUGGCGAAGGCCAACGAAGUUUCGAGCAAAGCCGCGGCGGAAGACAAAGUCAUGCAAGAGAUUGAAUCCAAGAUGCAUCCGAAAGAAGAUGAAGACGAUAAGACGCCAAGUACUUGGAGUUUGAGUUCUGAUCCAAUCGACGGUGCUCGCAGUGAUGACGAUGUCGACAACUUUGUCGAGCAAGCUGAAAAGGAAGGCGCGCACGUGUCCAAAGAAGACAAAGAAACAUUAGAAGAGGCACAAAGAGAGCGCAUGGUUGCCGAAGAGCAACUGAUUGAAGCAAAGAUGGAAGCUGCUAAAGUUCAAGCUCAAGCACAAGACAUCAUGAAGGCUGCCGAAACCAGAGCGGCUGAAGCGGCUGCGGAAGCGAAGAAGGAAGCGCAAGCCGAAAUCGACGCCGCCAAGUCGGAAACCGAGAAAGCGAAAGCUUCUGCUCAAGCCCUUUUAAGUCAUCAACAAGCGACUGAGGAAGAAAAAGUCAAGUUAGAGACGGACUUAGAGAACGAAAAGUCCAAGGAAGGAGACAUUGCGAGAGAAGCUGCUAUUUCAGCUGCGAAUAUGUUGCAAGAAGGAAAGGAUGCCUCGGCGUCAACUUCUGCUUCCGCGAAGGGGGAGGAAGAAUCGCCUGCCACAACUGAAACGGAGACGGAGAUCGCAUCGGCGGAAACCACUUCAGAAAAUGCAGUCGUGGAUGACGAGAAGUUACCGGAACCUUGGAAAGCCGUGUUAGAUAGCGAUUCCGGGAAGACGUACUAUUGGAACACGGAGACGCAAGAAACUUCGUGGGACAAACCAUCGCGAAAAUAA
Messenger RNA from Bathycoccus prasinos, 2229 nucleotides. RefSeq lists its product with no specific name. The transcript has a single exon. Gene Ontology annotation, molecular function: protein binding. The record is from RefSeq and is a predicted model, not a curated record. Lineage: Eukaryota; Viridiplantae; Chlorophyta; Mamiellophyceae; Mamiellales; Bathycoccaceae. The coding region runs from base 1 to 2229 and encodes 742 amino acids.